AUGGGGGACUGCUGUGCCUGCGAGUACGCCCAAGCGGCUCAUGUGGGAGUCCUUCGGCACUUCGGUCUGCUCUCCAGCAGUGAGCUGCUCCUUCCCACGCACCCCUUUCCGCGCUCCUUGCUGUCUGUGGGCAUCGUCAUUGACUCGUCGUUUUGGAGCGGCAGGCCGGAUGCUCCCGGAGUUCGCCGCUUGGACUCAGUGCACGCAGCUUACGUUGAAGCCCGUCUGGAAGCCAAUCCAAAAAAGGGGGUGCGUGACGCUGCCGUUGCCACCUUCUGGGGUGCCAAGCUCUCCGGUGACGAUGGCCUGCUUCGGCCAAGCCCUUCUCGUGUCUGGCCAGUCGCCUUCGUGACCGCUCGGGUUGCCGCUUUGGGGCUUGUGUCUCGGUCGCUCCUCGAGAGCCUGGUCGGGUCAUGGACUUCGAUCUUCUUGGUGCGCCGUCGCGCUCUUUGCUUGAUUGACGUCGCCUUCCAGGCCCUGCGUGCCACAGUGCCCGGGGAUGUGAUAAGGCUCAGCGCUGCUCUAUCUGAUGAGCUUUGGUCUUGGGUGAUUGUUGCGCCCCUGUGUGUUGCCAACUUGCGGGCCCAGGUGUGCGAUUGCUUCUUCACCACGGACGCCUCCGACGAUAAGAUCGCUUGUGCUGUGGCUGAUUUGCCACCUCAGGUCGCCGAUGAGUGCUACCGGCACACCUUGGUGAAAGGGGCUUGGAACAGACUGCUCCCUCCUUCUCAAGCUUGGCUGCGGUCCAGGGGCCUUUUGCCUGAGAGCGCAGAGCUUCCUGGGGAGGACUCUUACACGCCUUUCCCUUUGUGGCGAGAGCUUGCACAAGCACUUCGGUUCCGCACUGCUUGGGUGUUGCCAGCUGCCGCUGGGCAGCACAUCAACAUCAAAGAGCUGCGUGGGCUAUUGGAAUUAGAGCGGCGGGUCGCUCGCACCUCAAGCGGCUUGCGGCUACUAGUUGGCAUAGACUCGCAGGUGAUAUUUGGGGCUGCUCUCAAAGGCAGGUCGGCGUCUGGAGGCCUGAACACUUUGCUGAAGAGGUUUCUUGCCACCAUGUUUGGGAGCGACCUCUACCUCGGUCGCGGGACAUACGAGCCCCAAGCAAAGCUCUGCCGCCGUGGUUCCUGCCGGGGAGACACCGCUCCUUUCGAGACCUGGCUUGCAGCCCAGCCUGAGGUUGUUGCACAGCGUGCCAAGGAGACUUUCCUGCCUGAGAUGGUUGAUCGGCUGGCUCUUCGUUGGAGUUCGGGCAAAGCUCGGCGAGCUAGGAGGAACAGAGCGUUGAGAGCCUGCGGCACCCGCCGGUCUGAAUGUCCCUUGCGUGGCUCGCUCGCCCUUGGCGAUUCUUGCUCGGCUUUGGCCGUUCUGGCCGGCCUGCCUCGUGGCCAGUUCUUCCCUGAGGGCGGCGCUCUUGACUUUUCGAAGAAAGGCGCGCUGGAGCUGUUCAGUGGGAGUUCCGGUGUCGCUCGCGGUUUGGCUCGCCGCGGUGCUCCCUGGGUCCUGACUUUUGACAUUGAGCAUGGCCCCGACCAGGACCUUGACAACGACACCGUUCAGAAGAUGAUUGAGUUGCUCCUCCGAGCACAGGUUUUCCUUUCCUUUGGAGCUUCCCCGCCUUGCUCCUCUUUUUCCCGUGCCGUGCACCCGCCGUGGCGAUCGCGUGCUCAUCCGAGAGGCCUCCCUGGACUUGGCCGCGUUGCUUUUGUAAAGGUGACCAAGGGAAACCGGCAGGCCGAUUGGGUGGCACAUGUCCUCCGCGCUUUUCGUGCUAACUCCGACGGGCACUUCUGGAUUGAGGGCCCCGACGGUUCGUUCAUGUGGCUUCUGGCAGGCUUUGCAGAGUUUGCUCCAGCCGUCUCCCCUUCCACUCUUCGUGUGGAUCAAUGCCGGUUCGGGACCCGGUGGCGCAAGCGGACUCGUUUCGCGGUGUGCGACAGCUCCGCUUUGGCUGGCGAGAGGCUUUUCUGCAACUGUUCUCGGCCCCACUUGGUGCUGCGAGGCCGGGCUGCUCCCGACAACCGUUCGUGGACUUCGAUUGCACAGGCCUACCCCAGACCGCUCGCCGAGCUGGUGGCUGCUGCAGCCGCGAUAAAAGCAGGGUGGACUUCCGAUGGCCAUCGACUUUUGCAGAUUCCUUUGUCUGCUUGUGUGGCCGGCGCCCCUACCGCCCGUCUUGGUGAAGCCUCACACCCGGGCCCUCGCGGACGUCGGCUCUUCCGGGACUCCACGGUUGGACUCGAGUCUCCUGCGCUCCUCGCCAUGGCUUUGCGCGCCUAUGGGAACUGGCUUUUCAAGAACAGCAGGUCAAUACACGAUUUCCGGCACACUAUCCUGGGAGCUCAGCGCCGUUUUCUGAACUUGAAGCCUUGGGCCUCGCACGUUUGGGAACUGGUGAGCCGAUGGGAGCACGCCGAGCCGGUCCAGCAUAGGACACCGGUUCCGGAGCCUGUUCUGAAAGCAUUGGUGGCCCUGGCGUGGCUCUCUGGAUUUGUCGCUUUUGCAGCGGUCACUCUGUUGAGCUACUACGGGCUGGGGCGGAUCGGAGAGGUCUUGCCGGUCCUUCGAUCGGACCUCCUUCUGCCUAGCGACGACUGGUGGAACCAAAGCCGAGCUGCGUACCUGACCUUGCGAUCCUCAAAGACUAUGAACAGAAAACGCGGGAGGAUACAACAUAUGAAGAUCACCGAUGCCAAAGCGGUUGCCUUGCUGGAAAAACUUUAUGGAAACCGGCCGGGAGGCUACCGCCUCUUUCCGCAGUCUCCUUCAGCUUACCGGUACAGGUGGAACAAACUGCUUGAAACUUUGAGCGUCCCGGCGGAAGCUCGCCUGACGCCAGGUGGCCUUCGAGGUGGAGGCGCGGUCCAGAGUUACAGGAGUGGUGUGGCCAUCACCGAGAUCCAAUGGAGGAUGCGGCUGCGCCAUAUUCAUACUCUGGAGUUUUACUUGCAGGAGGUUGGUGCUGCCUCGGCGCUCACGGCGCUCAGUCAGGCCUGUGCCGCUAAGGUUCGCACCGCUGGCACCUUCUACGAGCUGUUGCUUGCUGCAGACAAACAUGUGUCCAAGCAUUCCCUCAAGAUGCCCUGGGAGCGCGGGGCGAUGAGAGCAGUGUUUUCGCAGAGCGACCUGAGUUCACUUUCCCAGUGCAGUGUGCCAGCUCCUCUGCAGACGGAGCCCUUGGAUUCCGCUUCUUUCGAGGAGGCAGCCGCCAAGGCUCACCCCCAAGAGCAUGCUUCACAGUUUGUGCAGGUCGCUUUCUCUGCCAGGAAAUUUCAGAAGCCCCAAGAAACUGAGGAGCAACAGUUGCAGUUGCUUGCAACGAGAUACGAUAUCCUCUUGAGUCAUGCAUACGAAUGCUCUUCCCUUGGCAGACUGUUGAAGGACAAGUGCGAAACAGAUCGGGUCAGUCUUGUUGCCGAAGCCCUGGGUGGCAAGGCUCUCUCGACUUUGAAAAAGCGGUUGUCCAGUCUCGCCCGCCUGGUGGGAUGGUGCUCGAACCAAGGCAUGUCGGCUUUCCCGAUUGACUCUCAGGUGUUGAUUGAGUACACCCAGCAUUUGCAGCAGAGUGGUGCCUCGCAUUCUGUGUUCGGAUCUUGCAUUGAAGCGUGCAACUUCGCUAGAUUCAUCUUGGGUGUGGAUGCCACUGGUGAGCCUCAUAAGCACCCACUUGUGCAAGGGCGACUUCGCAAGGUGCGGUUCAACCGUCCGCCUCGUGUGCAGGCGAGGCCUUUCCAGGUUCGAGAGGUGGCAUACCUUGAGGCUUUUGUCCAGGACAGCCGCCGUGAUGCAAGGGAUAGGUAUGCUGCAGGUGCUUGCUUGUUUUGCAUUCACUCGCGAGCCCGUGUAGGGGAUGUGAGGGCAGUCAAAGCAAUGUUCAUCGAUUUUGCAGAGGGUGAAGGUUUCCUUGAGUGCAUCUCGACGUCGCACAAGUGUGCCUCGACAGGUAACCCGUUGGGGCUCGAGUUGAGCCUAGUGGCCCCCGAGCGGGGUGUGGGUCAAGGUCUUUGGGCCAAAGCUUGGGUUGAGGUGUGGCGCCUGUCGGGCCACCCAGUCGCCACCGGAUCCUGCAGCCUGCCUUUGCUGCAGUCGCCUAUGCUCAAUGGGUCUUGGAGUGGUCGCCGGAUUCCGACGGGCAGGUUUGUGACCUGGAUUUCUUCGAUCCUCAAGUCUGGGGAUGAGAGCAUGGGGUUUGAUUUCAAGGGUCAUUCGUGCAAGCAUACUGCACUGUCGUGGGCAAGCAAGACGGACAUGUCCAAGGACUCCUGCACCAUCUUGGGGCACCACUCCUUGAAAGAUAGACGAUCGGUCGUGACCUACUCCAGGGACAUUCAAGCUGGGCCAUUGCGAGAGCUGUGUCAGAUGUACUGUGACAUUCGGUGUGGCAGGUAUCUCCCAGACAUGACCAGGUCGGGUCUUUAUGCAAAGGGCCCUGCAUCUGCUGACUCGGCCGAGGAGCUGCCUGGCGACAGUGUGUUCGAGACUGAGGCGGAAAGAAACUGGUACCGGCCGGCGGUCAGCCCUGGCUCAGCUUGUGACUCAGAAGCCCUUCCUUGUGCGAAUGCUUUUGCUUCCGAGCCUGGCCUCAGCGAUCAAAGGGAUGCCAGUGACGAUGACACCCCUUUCAGUCGCGCUGUGGACUCCCUAAUCCAUAGUGCAGAGCGUGCUGCGUGGGAAGAUCCGGAUGCUGCUUUCGAGGACGAUAGGUCUCAGGGGGAGGAGCCAGACUCGUCGUCCAGCGAGUCUAGUUCCGAUUCAGGCUCCUCCGACAGCGAGAUAGAUGAAGUCCUGACUGCGAGUCAAGCAGACCCCCCGGUGGGGCAGAGGUAUCAUGAUCGGUGCCCUGUCUAUCAGCAGAAGAACACCAGGAUCCAACUCUGUUCCAUGGCGUCCAUCCUGAAGAGUCAGGCGGCUUUCGAAGAAAGGGCCAAGGAAUGUGGGCUGACGCAAGCUGAGCUUGAUGUGCUCGUGCGUAAGGGUUUGACAUCCUUGUCGCUCCUUGCCUUCAGUGUCUCGACCCCGGGCGAAGUACCGCAGGAGGCUGAGCUCAGGUCCAUCCUUGAUCCCGCGGACCCCACGACUGUGCCGUUGCGUGCACUGUCGGCGCUGCGGCGCCUCAUGUUUGAGGCUCAAACUCUGUCCAUUGCACAGCUUAAAAGCUCCAUUGAGGGUGAAGGUGAAAAGAAAGCGGAGUUGGCCCCUGCUGAGAGGACGAAUCGUAUAACCGAUCAGCGGAAAAGGCUCGUGGGGCUCAGCUUGACUGGUCCUUUGGAAAACGCUUUCAGCAAUUACACUUAUGUCGCCCAGGUCGUUGAUCAAGAUUGCCUGUCCUAUUUGGAGCCCCACAGGUUCCUAACCAGGGCCAUGGAGGUGAAUCGAGAAAAGCCAGGGAAAGAGUUGAUCUUAGAUGAGGGCUCGCGCAUGAGUAUCCGCGACAAGGCCCACAAAGAUAAGUGUGGCAUUCAGAAUGAGUUGCAGCUAUCCGAAGCCCUGUGUCGCAGGGCACUUGCUUGCGACCUUCUGCAGCUUUGCACUUUUGCCUCCAUGGACUUGUGGCACAGGCAUCUGCUUGCCAAGCUAUCGGAGCAGCCGCCUCCAUACUAUGCUAAGGUUUCGAUGGAGCAACUGCUCAGGUGCGACAAGGCGGCAUGGGUACGCAUGAGUGAGCUCUUGACUUCUCUGAAGAAAGAUGACGCGGGAAACCUGCCAAUGGAUGCUGCUCUGGACAAGCUUCAGUACGAUCCAAAAAUCAUGAUGCAUCUGGCCCCGCUUCCUGGGGCUAAGUGGAAGGGCGAUGGAAAGGGCGACAAGGGCACAAAGCGUGAUGCCGAUGGCAAGCCGAAGUUGCCUCCUCACCGACCCGGUAAAGGUGCAGGUAAGGGAAAGUGUCCUGAAGCGUUAUCCGACUCCCGCUUGAAGCACAACUGUAGCAAGACUAAGAAACGCCUGUGUUGGAAUUUUAAUAUGCAGGCUGGAUGUAAGUUUGCGAAACCUGGAGAGAGCUGUAAAAGGGGCCUGCACAUUUGUAUGUUCUGCGAGCAGCCUCACUCUCUCCUUCAAUGCACGACUUACAAAGUCAACGAGUGA
Symbiodinium sp. CCMP2592 is the source of this 6081-nucleotide messenger RNA. The record is from the annotation of a GenBank genome assembly. NCBI's taxonomy places the organism in Eukaryota, Dinophyceae, Suessiales, Symbiodiniaceae.